Schistosoma margrebowiei is the source of this 3443-nucleotide messenger RNA. The record is from the annotation of a GenBank genome assembly. NCBI's taxonomy places the organism in Eukaryota, Metazoa, Platyhelminthes, Trematoda, Strigeidida, Schistosomatidae.
AUGACGAAAUUUAUUCAAAUAACACAUAUGGAUCAAAAAUCAAAUAUAAAUUUAUUUCAUCCAGCAUUAAUUAAUUUAACUACACAUUUAUUUUAUAAUAUUAUUGAACAUAGAAUUAAUGCACAAAAUUUUAAAUGUUUAGGAUUACAAUCUAUUGAUUAUGAACAAAAAGAAAAUCAAAUUGAAGUUGUAUUACAAUUUGAUAUUAUUUCAUCAUCAUCAUCAUCGUCUACAUCAAGAAAUAACUCCUUAGGGAAUAAUAAUAAUAAUAAUACGUAUACAGAAUGUGAUUAUACAAAUCUGUUUGGUGAUAAAUUAGCAGGACAAAUAACUUCAAAUGAAAGAAAAUCUCCGUUCGUAACAAUUGUGGUUUGUUGCUGUAUACUGACAACAUUUUUUCUAUUGGUUCUUUUUCUCCGAUGUCGGAGUUUCAUUCGACGUAAACAAUUAUUGAAAAGAAGAAGAAAUCCUAAAUACUUAUAUUGUUCUAAAUAUCCUAAAUCAAAACCAAUUAAUCAUUGUUAUAUUAAAGCUAAUAAUUCAUGUUAUUGGUCACCAACUAAACCUAAACAUAGUCAUUCAUUUUCAAUAUGGUCUGAAAGUCAACCAUUAAAAUAUCAUCCAAAUAAACAUCGAAUAUCUUCUACUUCAUCAUUGAAUCAAUCUAAUUUCAUGAUGAAUUCAUCACAAUCUCAUUUUUAUCCAAAUAAUCAUUUUAUAAAAGAUUCCAAGUUUAUUCCUCGUCAAUCUAAUUCAUCAAAUAAUGUAAUUAAUAAUAAUAAUAAUGAACGUAAUUUUAUGAAGUAUAAUUAUCAUCAACAUGAUGAAAUAUAUGGAAUGAGAAAUCAUAUGAAUAUUGGUUAUUUAGAAUAUAAUAAACGAAUAAAUAAUGCCAAAUCAACAAUGUUACCAAAUGCUCAAAGGUUAAUAGUGCCAUCAAAACAAUCAAAUCCUUCAGCUAUAGGAAAUCAAUCAAUGUUUUUCAAUUCACAAAAAAUAACAAAUGAAAUUGAUAUUACAGAUUCUGAAACUCCUACCACUGAAUUUACUGAAAGUUCAAAAUCACAUAAAAGUAUAUCACAGAUUAAUGUAUAUCGAAAAGGUAGAAGUUUAAGUCCAGCUGAUAUAACUAAUUUCAAAGAAUCAAAAUUUCAUUUCAGUUCAAAACCACGUUUUUCAUUAGCUGAAUCUGAUGAAAUGAAUAAUCAACCUAUUGAAAAUAGUCAAUCGUCUGGUUUUCGUGAUGUGAUUAUUGACUGUAGUUCACUGGAAAGUGCUAUCAGUUAUCCAGUACAAAACUCUUGUUCACAUUUAAAUGACAAUAAAAAUCUAGACAGUUCAUUAGAGAGUCGAAGUUUGAUGUCAGUUUACCUAAAUGAUGUUGCACAAAAAAAUCGAAUUAUCACUCCUACAGUUACGAUUACUACUACCAACAUCAAUAAUACUGUUAGUGAAAAUAACACUAGUACUAUUCAUAAUAUCUCUAUGGAUAAUAGUAAUUAUAACAAUGUUAUCACAUUAUCCCCAUUAAAUCUUCCAAAAAUUGACACAGGUAUUCUCAAUGAUGAAUUAUACAAUAGUGAAAAAAUGAAUUCAUUUGAAAGUAAUCAAUUGACCUAUUCUGCCAAUACUGAUCAUAAUCAUAUGGAUCAGCAUAAUCAUUUCACUAAUGACUUCCAAUUACCAGUGAUUAAAGAAAAACCUAAACGUCCAGUUCUAUGCUUAUUUAGUGCUAAUAAAUAUAAUCAAAAAAGACAUCUUAAACGUAAUAAUUCAAUCAGUAAUGAUGAUAGUAAUGAUGAUAAUAAUGUUGAUGAUGACAACAAUAAUGGUAAUAUUCAUGAUACUAAACAAGAUAUUGAUGUAAGACGUUUACGUCAAGGUACAAAUAUUUCCACUACAAAAUUAUCAGUUAAUAAUCAAAUUAAUAGAAUUAUUGGAAGUAGUAAUAAUAUCAAUAAUAAUGAUAAUAUUUGUAAUCAUAAUUUAAAUUUAUUAUUAUGUAAUACAAAUGAAUGUAAAAGUUGUGUAAAUUUACAAGCAUAUGAAUUAUCCCAAGAUCGUUAUCGUAAUCCAAGUAGUGGAUCAACUGUUAGUCAAAUACCAAGAUCUGAUUUACCAGAUGUUUACCUGAAUCCACCAUCAAUGUCGACUCUACAGUCUCAACGGAGCAGUUUAUGUGGCAGAAGUAGGAUGGAAUUGUUAUAUGUGGAUAAUGAACUAGAUAGAACCAACAAUGCUAGAUGCAAAAUUAGUAAAAAUGGAAUAAUCAGUGCAUCAAACUUGGGCGAAAAUUUAUCAGACGUGAUUGGCUCUGAUCACCGUUUCUCUGUGCAGCAUACAAAUGGAGCUAGUGACAACUGGAGCUUGGUCGAUGAGUUGGUUAUUUUUCCUAAACCACAAACUCUUGGAUUGGUACGUAAUCAAACAUUUAAUGCAAGAAACACAUAUCAUCAACCAUUACCUCAAUCAUCUUCAAAUUUGGCGCCAUCCUUUUUUAAACCAUAUCAGCUAACCGAUGAUAAUUUCGGUAAUUUACCAGUUAAAGAUAAAGAGCAUCACAUUAGUAUACAACAACAACUUAGAAGGGCAUUAAGUUUAUCAUCUAGACGUAAGUCACCUCGUUCAUUGAAUGAAGAAAUUCAAUCAAUCAUGGAUAAACACUACGAAAUGACAGGAAUUAGAAUGACAAUUGGUAGUGGAUCGUCACAGAAGAAUUCAACGACUACCAAGUCAUAUAUAAAUUUAUUUGGAUUGCAGACAGGCAAUAAGACCCAACCAUCUAGACCAAGAAAACGUCGAUGUAGUUGGACAUUUACUAAAGAUAUUACUAAUGAAUUUCAAACAAGUUUAAAAAAUGUUUCAAGUGUAUUACAUUUAGAUUGUCCUACAUUUGAUUUAUUUCAAAAAUUUAAACAUAAUCGUGAUAAACCAUCUGUACUUGAAUCAUUAUCUAUGACUGCAUUACCAUGUCUUAUUCCAUUAAGACCACGUAUUCAUUCGGAUAUAACUAAUGAUAUGACUUCUAUUAAUGAAGAAUUAAUUAAUAAACAAUCGAAAUAUAAAUUUCAUUCUGAUUUCUAUAAUAUUAAAUUAAUUAAUUUUAAACGAAAUAGUAUGGGAACAAAUGAUAAAAGUGUCAUCUUAUUUGGAAUACAAAAAAAUAAUAAUAUUAGACUUGUUAAAAGUAAUUGGAAUUUAACUAAUCUAUAAUUAAUGACACGAUAUUGAAAUUCAUUACAAUUUGCAGUAUACUAUGUAGAGAUUCCCCCUUUAUUGUUUUGUAAUACCUUAAUGAUACAAUUGUACAAAAAUCUAUCAAUGUUUUAUGAAUGAUAUUACUUUCAUAUGAAUGAUGUUAUUCCUUAACUUAUUCAUCAAUUCUAUGAUCCAUUAUAUUAGAUUGUUAUACAGUGCGAUAUUCAUCAUUAUAUCUUGUCAUA